CAGCGGUAGCACGUUUAUAGCAUAUUAACCCCCCAAUAAGGUGUUGUAAAGUGCGGGUAACAUGCGGCGGUAAACUUGACAAUUAGUGACUAUUUCGUUACAGUGGUGACUGUUAAUUUUUUUUUGUUUGAGUGCGGACUAAGUUAAACAUGAUGCCUUUGGCACCGACUCCAGUACUCCCGGUGCCCUCCAAACCGAAAAUCGGAUUUUCUAUUGACUCAAUUGUCGGCGGUGCCACCGCCGGUGCCAGUCCGCAAACCUCCCCGGUGCAUUAUUCCGAAAGUUCGGCACCGUUAUCCCCAUCGAGUGAUGCGGAGCAACGGAUGAAUAGCUCCCCGAAGAAUUACUCGAGAUCACCUUUGGGAUCUCCGAAACCCCCGAUAAUGGUACCGGGGAUACCCGCUCACAGUUUGGUGAGACCCAGUCCCACUUACGAUCCGAAUUUGGUGGCUAAAAAUGGGUUCUUGCAACCGGAAAUGAUGCACAAUCAUACUGGGCAGCAUCCGUUUGCGCUCGCGGCACAUUUUCAAGGGGCUGCCCUGGCGGCGGCUUUGAGUCAGGGUCAGCACGGUUUCCCUGGACAACCAUCACCUUUGACCACCCAUACCCCACCUAGAGAUAGCUACCCUUUGUAUCCUUGGUUGCUUAGCAGACACGGAAGGAUAUUUCCUCAUCGGUUUCCCGGCGGUCCAGACAUCCCGGGAUUCCUCCUCCAACCCUUCAGGAAACCAAAGAGAAUACGAACGGCUUUCAGUCCUUCGCAACUCCUAAAGUUAGAACACGCAUUUGAAAAGAACCAUUACGUAGUUGGAGCGGAACGAAAGCAACUUGCGCAGUCCUUAUCAUUAACGGAAACGCAGGUGAAAGUUUGGUUCCAAAACCGACGAACGAAACAUAAAAGGAUGCAGCAAGAAGAGGAGGCGAAAACUAGUCAAGGUGGUACUAAAUCGAACAGUUCAGAUCCUCAAAAUACUUUAAAUAAAUGGAAACAAGAAGCACCGGACGAGUAUGGCGAGUAUAUCGAUAUGGACAUGGAAGAUGACUGUGUUAGUGACGUGGAAAGUGAAACGUAGUUUUGUUUUUUUUAUAAUUAUUAUUAUUAACCUGAGGUCCUAAAAAGUCCUAAAACCGGAAAGAAGUUUUUCUUCUUAAGUAAUGCGGCAACGUUGUCGGUUUAAUAUUAUGCCCGAGGGACUACUCCAUUUGGCAAGCGUUUACAGCUCAGGCUGCCAGAUUUAUCGAUCCUAAGGAUCGGGUCCUUGGGGGGUUUUGUCGCUCGUUUGACUUUUAAAGGUUUCUCUGGAGUAAGGUUAUAAAAUAAUACUUAAAGAGUUUUUCAGAACAGUAUUUCCAGUUGAGGGUUUGAAUUUUCAUUUUUGAAUGAAUAUUAAAAAAUUGCUGAUGUUGAAUGGUAAUAAGGAAUUUUGAAAUAAAAUGAAUUUAAGUUAAAAGAAGUCA
Anthonomus grandis grandis is the source of this 1458-nucleotide messenger RNA. RefSeq names its product homeotic protein empty spiracles-like (gene Ems). The coding region runs from base 150 to 1073 and encodes 307 amino acids. The transcript has 3 exons. The record is from RefSeq and is a predicted model, not a curated record. Lineage: Eukaryota; Metazoa; Arthropoda; Insecta; Coleoptera; Curculionidae. Gene Ontology annotation, biological process: central nervous system development; regulation of DNA-templated transcription; neuron differentiation. Gene Ontology annotation, molecular function: DNA-binding transcription factor activity, RNA polymerase II-specific; DNA binding.